Molecule: messenger RNA, 2095 nt
Organism: Gopherus evgoodei (Goodes thornscrub tortoise)
Lineage: Eukaryota; Metazoa; Chordata; Testudines; Testudinidae
Gene: TPST1
Product: tyrosylprotein sulfotransferase 1
Exons: 7
Coding region: 368-1507 (379 amino acids)
Biological process (GO): peptidyl-tyrosine sulfation
Cellular component (GO): Golgi apparatus
Molecular function (GO): protein-tyrosine sulfotransferase activity
Source: RefSeq, a predicted model, not a curated record
UGCUGGCUGGGAGCGGCGGCGGCGGCGGCGGCGGCGGCCCGGCCUCGGCGAGGGAGGAGGCAGCGGCAGGAGCCGUAGCCGUGAUCCAGCCGCCUCCCUCCUUCCCGCCUGCCCUGUCUGCUUCCCGGCGCGGCGCGGCGCAGGUGUAUCCCCACUGACUUCUGAGGUAUUGCACCAAUAUAUCUGAGAGCAGAAUUUAUUUCUUUCUCCUUUCAACGUGUAUGCAAUGCUCCAGAGAUACCUGGAAAGACUUGACUCCUAUCUGUACUGGAUCUUGAUCAUCUUGGACUAUAAUCUCCAUGGCGUGAAAAUCUGAAGAUAAUCCGGAGUAAAAGAUUGGUUUAUUUAAAGUGACUAUUGUAUCAAAAUGGUUGGAAAACUCAAACAAAACUUGUUGUUGGCAUGUCUGGUGAUCAGCUCAGUGACAGUGUUUUAUUUGGGGCAACAUGCUAUGGAAUGUCACCACAGAAUAGAAGAACGCAGCCAGCCAGUGAGGAUGGAAAGUGGGAGAACCACAAUAAGAACUGUCUUUAACUUAAAGGCAAAUAAAACUUUUGUUUACAAUAAAGACAUGCCUUUAAUAUUUAUUGGAGGGGUGCCUCGAAGUGGCACUACACUAAUGCGUGCCAUGCUAGAUGCUCACCCUGAUAUCCGCUGUGGAGAAGAGACUAGGGUAAUCCCUCGAAUUCUGGCAGUUAAGCAGAUGUGGGCCAGAUCAAGUAAAGAGAAAAUCAGACUGGAUGAAGCUGGGGUGACAGAUGAAGUUCUGGACUCAGCCAUGCAAGCCUUUUUAUUGGAAAUCAUUGUUAAACACGGGGAACCUGCUCCCUAUUUGUGUAAUAAAGAUCCUUUUGCUCUGAAGUCCUUAACUUAUCUUGCCAGAAUUUUCCCCAAUGCCAGAUUUCUUCUAAUGGUACGGGAUGGUCGUGCAUCAGUGCAUUCCAUGAUAUCUAGAAAAGUCACCAUAGCUGGGUUUGACCUUAACAGCUACAGGGACUGUUUGACCAAGUGGAAUCGUGCCAUAGAGACUAUGUAUAACCAGUGUAUGGAGGUUGGUUUUGAAAGAUGCAUGCUGGUACACUAUGAACAACUUGUAUUACAUCCUGAAAGGUGGAUGAGAACUCUAUUAAAGUUUCUCCACAUUCCAUGGAACCAAGCAGUGCUACACCAUGAGGAAAUGAUUGGGAAAGCAGGUGGUGUGUCUCUUUCAAAAGUUGAAAGAUCUACAGAUCAAGUAAUCAAACCAGUCAACGUAGAAGCUUUGUCCAAAUGGGUUGGGAAAAUACCAUCAGAUGUUUUACAAGACAUGCCAGUGAUUGCACCAAUGUUAGCUAAACUUGGCUACGAUCCGUAUGCCAAUCCACCAAAUUAUGGAAAGCCAGAUCAAAAAGUUCUUGAAAACACACAAAGGGUCUAUAAAGGUGAAUUUCCGCUUCCUGAUUUCUUAAAGAAAUGCCUCAGACAGAACCAGUGGAGUAGAAUAUCGAUGGACUUAACUUGCACAUAAGGUCCGUUCUACCAAGAUCAGUGAGGUGUACCGCUCAUGGCCUGCUUUUUUCGAAUCUUCUCCCAUUUGCCUUCAGACUGUGUUUUUUGUUUUGUUUGGGGCUUUUUGUUUGGUGGUUUGUUUUGGUUUUUUGUGAGCACACUUAAAUCUGUAACAAUAAAAGCCCUUUUCUGAUAUGGUGAACACUUUCACUGAUGAUGAUGACGAUGUACUGUUACAUUUAUAUAACUGUUUCUACAGUUUGAAAAUGAAAUUAAAGCAAAAUCUGGCCUAUGUUGAAACUGCUAUUCUGUCUAUAUCUUUGUUUAAUUCCAGAGCUUAAUUUUAAAGGGUUUGUAAAAAUGGUUUGUGAAACAUUUGGAAUUUAAAUGUAUGAAAUUUUGUAAAAGUGGCCUGUGCUUGUCCUCAUUUGUGUUUUUUGGUAGAACAGUUGAGCCUGUUUUCAAUUUUAUGGAUAUGGAAAUUGUUAAAUAUCUUUCUUUUAAUUAUUUAAAAAAAUCAUUUCUGAGAUGUUGAUAAAUUACAUGUACAUUUACAAUGCUGUGAUCUUUUGUAUUUUAUUUUUCAAAAUAAAUGCUUUAAAUGUGA